AUGGCGGACGAAAGUGGGAUGGCAGCGAAGUACCAGAUGCUGGAGGAGCUUGGAAGUGGGAGCUUUGGAACUGUUUACAAAGCAAUUGACAGAGCUACGGGCGAAAUUGUCGCCAUCAAACACAUUGAUCUCGAGUCCAGCGACGAUGAUAUACAAGAAAUUCAACAAGAGAUUACAGUUCUGUCGACCUGCGCCAGUCCUUAUGUCACGCAGUACAAGACCAGUUUCCUCCGAGGAUACAAGUUAUGGAUUGUGAUGGAAUAUUUGGGAGGAGGCUCUUGUCUCGAUCUGCUCAAACCAGGCGUGUUUAACGAGGCACACAUCGCGAUCAUUUGCCGUGAACUACUUCUCGGAUUAGAUUACCUCCAUCAGGAGGGCAAAAUCCAUCGCGACAUAAAGGCGGCGAAUGUUCUUCUGUCACAUACCGGGAAGGUAAAGCUGGCAGACUUUGGCGUUGCUGCCCAACUUACCAACAUCAAAUCGCAACGCAACACCUUCGUCGGAACCCCAUUUUGGAUGGCACCAGAAGUUAUUCAGCAAGCUGGAUACGAUUUCAAGGCCGAUAUCUGGUCACUUGGUAUUACAACAAUGGAAAUGAUAAAUGGCGAGCCACCACACGCCAGUACGCAUCCGAUGAAGGUGUUGUUUCUGAUACCAAAGGCGUCAGCUCCACGGCUAGAAGGUGCAGCCUACAGCUGGCAACUCAAAGAUUUUAUUGCUCAGUGCCUGGAGAAAGAUCCUGAUAAGCGUCCUACCGCGAAGGAACUCCUCAAACAUAAGUUUAUCCGUAGCGCUGGCAAGACCGAGGCUCUCCAAGAACUCAUACAACGACGACAAGAAUGGGAAGCUACAAAAGGCCUUGCGGCUAAUAUAAAAUACUACGCGGAACCAAUGGAUACAAUUACAAAUAAGAAUACCGAUGAUGACGCUUGGGUGUUCGACACGAUAAAGCCCGGUACCCCUGCCCCGUCAAAGAGCCAGCAUAUAAGGAAUCAGCCUUCAGUUUCCAACCCAGAAGAUGCUUAUGAGCCAUCAGAAUCCAUGUACAAUCUAACCUUGGAAAGCGAAUUUUCUGGUCCUAAGCCUGUCGCAAACUCAACCGUUCGUCGCACCCGUGGUACGGUAUCUAGAACACCGUCAAAGCGCUCCACUAGACGCCGAUCAAGUAGCGUCAAGCAGCCUCUCGGUUUGGAUAUGACGUUUGGGAAUUCACCUUCAACUGUGAGACAAUUCCGUCGAGUCUCCGAUAGGCAAAACUCCCUUGAUGGCAAUUCCGGAUAUGUUCCAGGAAUGAAUGAGAACUCUAUGCCUAAAACGCUAUUCACCGAGCCCAACACCAAAGAAGCAAUCUUAGGCCGGAGGAUGUAUAAUUCUGGCAUUGGGCUUACCUGCCAGGAAGUGUUGGCAAAUACUAGCGACCAAGAAAAGCGAGAGGCAAUAUCGCGACUGGCAGAAGCUUUCAGUGAUCUCGAGAUGAUUGACCCGAAGGACUAUAUCACAUUGUUAAGUCCUCUUUUGAGAAACUUCAAGCCCAUACUUCCGAAGCCAGCUCCAGAAACGCCACAAAAGCCAAAACUGGUCCUUGCUCAGAAUAACCCACAUCUAAAAAGCCACAGGCGAAGACAAUCCGCUCAGGUUCAAUCAGAACAGAACUGGAAUUCUGGAACCACCAUGGCUGGGCAACACCCGAUUGGAAUGGAGCACACUAAACAGCUUGCUGAUGUUCUAUAUACCCGCUGGACUGACGGCCUCCGAAACAGAUGGCCUGCAGUAUAA
Trichophyton benhamiae CBS 112371 is the source of this 1776-nucleotide messenger RNA. RefSeq lists its product as uncharacterized. Bases 1 to 1776 code for a protein of 591 amino acids. The record is from RefSeq and is a predicted model, not a curated record. Gene Ontology annotation, molecular function: protein kinase activity; ATP binding. Lineage: Eukaryota; Fungi; Ascomycota; Eurotiomycetes; Onygenales; Arthrodermataceae. The transcript is spliced from 6 exons. Gene Ontology annotation, biological process: protein phosphorylation.